AGGUGAAAAUUAGAGUAAGUAGAACAAACAGAGCAUGCAGGCAGGAGAUCUGCCUUCUGGUCCAGGCAUGGCCCCACUACUUAGCUAUGGACUUUUCACAAACCCCUUAAACUUCUGAUACCCAGUUGCUUUAUCUGUCAUAAAAGAGUUGCAUUUAAAUGAUGUCUAGAGUCCUUUUCAAUUUCAAACCUCAUUCCAGUCUCCAAACUGAAUAUAUAAGGUUGUAUUAAGUAAAGGUGGGAUUUGCUGGCAAAACUUACAGUGGUGAAAAGGAUGAUCUAAGUGAGCUUAAAUUCUGUUGAUAAUUUUGUUAUUAUUGGGAAUUGAAUGAAGUGAUUCAACUGUCUAGCUAUUAUAAAAUCAAAUGAAACCCAGUAUUAUUAGCUAACCUUUUAGGCUUGCUUCCUAAUCUUGCUCACCAUUGUAUACCCAACACCCAGUACACCCCAUGUCAGCAUGUUGUAUUUUAAAAUACUUUCAUAAAAUAUUGAUGGGUUUCUUGGCCUAUUUACCUCAUUAGGGCAGACUAACCAUGUCUCAAAACAGUUCACAAAUUCAGGUGGUAUAGGAACAAGUGAUAGAAUGCUAAUUGGAAAGAAAUUUUAGAGGUAAAAUUUGACAAUAGAUAAUGUGCUAGUAUCCUUUAUUAUCCUUCAGCCCAGUGGGUGAUGUUUCUGGGCUACAGAUUGUAGAUGAAGUUUUAACUAUAUUUAAUUAAGGGGGAAAGGAAGACAUAAAUUGUAUUUAAUGUAGUAGAUUGUAGAAAUGAAGAGAGAGAACAAAAUGAUACUGAAGUUUUGUAUAUUUAAAUCAAUCUUAGAUUUCCAUAACAUUUUAUUGUAUUUUGGGUCAUGGAUUACUGAGGAGGACUAUGGCUUCUCUUUUCAGAAAAUAAAUGCACACUGCCAAUUUCACAGGCCUUUUGAGGGGUUUCAUGGAACCCUCAUCAUCUGGCGGUCCCUAGUCCAAAUUCUUGAUAGAAAAGAACCCUAGAAUGCUGAACCUUAAAUGCCCUUAGAAAUAAUCUAGACCAGUGUUUCUUAACCUGUUUGUGAGAUUAAUGGAAUGGAUCAAGGUCAACAUUAAAAAGAAGAAGAAAGGAAUAAAAUGGAAAAUAUCAGUAUAUCAUAUAACAUGCCAAGUAAGUUUUGUGAAUCGUCUCUUUGAAUUUGUAUGCUUGUGUGUGUGUGUUAGUACUAAGUCAGAAUAUGAAAUGUAUUUCUUUCUGUGGAUUUAGCAUUAAGUGCUAGAAACUCAUCUAUUGCUAGAUCAUCCUCUUCUUUUUUUUGCUGAGAAAACCAAGGACUUUAAAGGCUAAAUGAUCUGUUCAGAUCCUCCCUCACUGUUUUAUUGUAAAUGGCCCAGUCAGAACAGAACUAGAUUGAUUGCUAAUUUUACCAUGACACAAUUUUAAAUAGACUCGUGAAGUAGAUUAUUUAAAAAUAUUAAGUUGUUCAUCUGCUUCACACUUGGAAUUUUUUAAUUCUUUAUUCUUCCCACUAAAAUUAUAUGUGACAUUAUCCUUUGAAAUAAUCUAACCUGGAGCUUUCUUUCCAGAGAAUGGACAGAUAUCUUAGGCCCUCUCAGUUGGCUAUCUGCACACCUGAAUCUUAGAAUUUUGAUAUUUAGGGCCUGAUUAGAAGAAUUGCAGAACAAGAUAUGAGGGGUCAUUGAGUUUUUAAUGUCCAAACCAAAUUAAAUUACUUUAAUUCAACUUGAUAGUUGAAUGUAGAACGUGGUACUAGGUGUUGAUACUGGAUCCUUGGGAAGACACUAUAUAAUGGCCCUAAGUUAUCUGUGUGAGAUUGUCUCAAACUUUAAUGCCAUACUACUGGAAGAGUCUUGUUAAAGGCAGUUUCUGAUACAGGGUCUUGCUGAGACUCUGGAUUUCUAACAGGCUCCCUGGAGAUGCUGCUGCUGCUGGUGGUCUUUGGAUUAUACUGUUAGUAGCAAAAACCUGCAUUACCUGCCUUAUUACCAUAGUAAGAAAAGGUAGCUCUCAGAUUGUUUUUCUGUCUUAAUGUUAAACAUCCACGUUCAUCAGUCCCCACAUACAUUCGAGUAAUAAUGCCUCUGUUUGCAGCACUGUUUUAGGUGAUUCAUAUUUAGCACUACUUUGUUUAACUAGAUUUUUUCAGGAUUUUUCUAUAAAAGUUGUCUAAAUAACUGAAAUCUUUAAUUUCAGGAAGAGCAUUUUCUAAAAUAUUGCAUAAUUUCUUUCUCAAACUAUUAUAUGCACUUUUUCCUUUAACUUAGUGGUGUAAGAACCAUGUUUUUUUUUUGGAGAUUUUCUUGGCGAUGGAUAUUGAGCUUAUAUGCAAAACGAAUAAAAAUCACAAACCUUCCAAAUUCUUAUAUCUGUGUUUUAUGGUUAUUUUCCUAUUUUGUUUGUCCACCUGCCAAUUAAUAGUACGUCUGCCUCAAAGGAGUUGUUUUCCCUUUCUGUUCUAAUUGAUUACUUUUGACUUGAAAAGCCAGAUACUAGAUUUGUUAGAGAGAUGUAUGGGAUUAAUCCCAGUCAGAAGGGCCUGCCUGGUGUGGGGGGGUUCAGUGGUCAGGAAGUUCAGUAAGUUGAGCAGGAGAGAAAUCCUUUCGUUUUAACUGUAUUCUGAAUAGUUAGCUGAAAUAGGUGCUUUGUUUCUUCUUCAUGCCUUUCUCCAUGCACUUUUUAAACUGGUUUCUAGAUGUCUCUCUAGCAUUGUGUGUUAAAGGUAGUUUAAAAGAGUGUGUUUGUGUGUGUUAGCCCUGCUAUUGGGAAUAUGAUAAUUGUAAUAAAUAAGCAGCACUUCAGGGUCCAUCUAAAGUGGAGAUGGGUCACCUUGUGCUAAAGACCAUGUUGUUUCUCUUAUGUAGCAUGUUUUGCAGUGGCGUUGCAAAUGGUUUUAAGAAUAAUAAUGAUAGUUAAAGAGGAUAUUCUUUGGUCCAAUUUAGUGAUUUACGGUUCAAGGGAUUUAAAGACUGAUUUCUUGUUUACUAUCUUUAGUAGAUUAUUAAUUAUAAUAACAAUCGUAGCUCCCAUUUGCCGUGUCAGGCAGUCAUUAUUCAGAUGAAUAUUGUGCAACAAGGAGGGCUGUGGCCAUGAAGGGUCCAUUUGACUGGGGGCUAGUAAAUGGCUGCUGUGCUUUGAACAAAUGAGGGUAAUCCAGAUAGAUAGGGGUGAGAUUAAAUCUCUUCAUUAGUCCCUCUUACAAAUAAAUAGCAUGUAUAGGACCUACAGCAGGUGCUUUUGGUUUUUUUACUUGCCGAAACUAGAAAUUGUUAGAGGAUUCACAUCUAUUAAAAACCUAUAGUAGCUUAUAUUCUAAUUUAAAGCAGAGGUUCCCUGUUUGUGUUUUAAGUAGGCAGCAUCAGACACUUAUCAUUUUGAAUAGCCUUAUUAUUGGUUCUGUGUUAGAAGUUGUGGAUUAUAUUUAAAAUAAUAAGACUAAAUGUAACAGUCACAGUUAAGUUGGAUUUUGAGAUCCCGAACAGGGCUUCAUCUGACGUAUUUUUAGUGAAUUACAGCCUUUACACACUGAUUACCAAACAAACUCGUCUUAUUUGAAUCUUAUUUGUACAUCUAGAGUUUGUCUUAUUCUUUAGUGAAUUUAAGCAAGCUGGUAUAAUUUUAGUCUAAUUAACAGUGUUGUGUGACCUGAGACUCCUGUCAAAGACCCUUAUAGGAGCUAGGAAACACUGGGAGGUAAACUGAACACAUGGCCUCAGUGCUUUUCCUUUGCACUGGAAUAUAACUUGCAUUUAAAGAGAUGAAAAAAGAAAAGGAAAAGUAACAUCCCUUGCCUUAAAGCUAUAAUAACUGUGUUCAGUAUGGUUUUGCUAUUAAUAAUCUCUUUUCGUUUCUAGACUAGAAGAUUUUAUUUGAAGUAUUUAUUUAAAGCCAAAUGCUACCAAGAAAAAAGAUUUUAAUAGAAAUAUAGAAUAGAUAUCUGUCUCUACCUUUUGUUAAUUGAUCCUGUUUGUUUAACUGGGGAAAUACAAGUUUAUAUCUACUGGAGAGAAAUCUGUGGACAUAAACCCCUCCCUUCCUGUUUUCAAAUAUAUGUCGCAUGUUGUUUAUCUUAUUUAAAUAUACAGUAGACGAGAAUGCAACUGCUGUUCCUUUAAUAUCAGAACUACGCACGUUACAAUAGGUGUCACUGUUUUGCUUGGUCCAAUCCUGAUUGGUGGCUUCAGCUAUUGGCUGGGAGCACUGGCUGUCUGACUCCAUCUGCAGGGCUGUAAUACCUACUCUCCUCCGAUCCAUUCACCACACAACUUCAGCCGGCUGAGCAGACUCACGCAGCUCCAGCACAUCUUUCUUGCUAACCUAAUUCAGAAAACAAGUGCUACAGCUCUGUGCCUGUCAUCUUCGCUCAGUGUAACAUUUUCAGGUGAUCUAGGAAAUGGUUAUUUUUCUGAGCAAGUAAGAGAAACAGGAAUCAUGAUGGGGAUGUAUUUAACAGACCCAGUACUGGAUAAAACUUAAAGCCAGUUUCUAUUCAACAUAGUGAAAAGGUCACCUUGCCUGGCUGAGAAAGAAGCAAAAUAUCAGCUUGUUGAUUUCUGUUAACCUCUUAGCUCGGGCUAGCCUCAUUUCCUUGAUGUUCAAACCAAUUUGGGAUAUCUAGCUAUAAAGAGAGACACACUGUACUCAUGGUAGAUGACAAGGAAAAGAACAUGAAAUGUCUCACCUUCUUCUUGAUGCUUCCAGAGACGGUAAAGAACAGGUCCAAGAAAAGCUCGAAGAAAGCAAAUACCAGCAGCAGCAGCAGCAGCAGCAAGUUGCCCCCAGUUUGUUAUGAAAUAAUUACCUUGAAGACUAAAAAAAAGAAGAAGAUGGCUGCUGAUAUAUUUCCCCGUAAAAAGCCAGCCAACUCCAGCAGCACCACCGUCCAGCAGUACCACCAGCAGAAUCUCAGUAACAACAACCUUGUACCGGCCCCAAAUUGGCAGGGUCUUUAUCCCACCAUUAGAGAAAGAAAUGCGGUAAUGUUCAAUAAUGAUUUGAUGGCAGAUGUACAUUUUGUGGUCGGGCCACCAGGUGGGACUCAGCGGUUGCCAGGACACAAAUAUGUUUUAGCUGUUGGGAGCUCUGUGUUCCACGCGAUGUUUUACGGAGAACUUGCUGAGGACAAAGAUGAAAUCCGUAUACCAGAUGUCGAACCUGCUGCUUUUCUUGCUAUGCUGAAAUAUAUCUAUUGUGAUGAAAUUGACUUGGCUGCGGACACAGUGCUGGCCACACUUUAUGCUGCCAAAAAGUACAUUGUCCCUCACCUUGCCAGAGCCUGUGUUAAUUUCCUGGAGACUAGCCUGAGCGCCAAGAAUGCCUGUGUGCUCCUUUCCCAGAGCUGCCUGUUUGAGGAGCCAGACUUGACCCAGCGUUGCUGGGAGGUAAUUGAUGCUCAGGCUGAAUUAGCUCUCAAGUCUGAGGGAUUCUGUGAUAUCGACUUCCAGACACUAGAAAGUAUCCUCCGUAGGGAAACUCUGAAUGCCAAAGAAAUUGUGGUUUUUGAGGCUGCUCUCAACUGGGCUGAAGUAGAAUGCCAGCGACAAGAUCUAGCACUGAGCAUUGAAAAUAAACGCAAGGUCCUAGGAAAGGCACUUUACUUGAUCCGCAUACCCACAAUGGCCCUUGAUGAUUUUGCAAAUGGCGCUGCACAGUCCGGAGUAUUAACUCUCAAUGAGACCAAUGACAUCUUCCUCUGGUAUACUGCAGCCAAAAAGCCCGAGCUACAGUUUGUGAGUAAAGCCCGAAAGGGCCUUGUCCCUCAGCGCUGUCACCGUUUCCAGUCAUGUGCCUAUCGGAGCAACCAGUGGCGCUAUCGGGGUCGCUGUGACAGCAUCCAAUUUGCAGUUGAUAAAAGAGUGUUUAUCGCGGGCUUUGGGCUGUAUGGUUCCAGCUGUGGCUCUGCAGAAUACAGUGCCAAGAUUGAACUCAAGCGGCAGGGCGUUGUCUUGGGGCAGAACUUGAGCAAAUACUUCUCAGAUGGCUCCAGCAAUACCUUCCCAGUGUGGUUUGAGUACCCGGUGCAGAUUGAGCCAGACACCUUUUACACAGCCAGUGUGAUACUAGAUGGCAAUGAACUCAGCUACUUUGGACAAGAAGGCAUGACAGAAGUUCAAUGUGGCAAAGUGACAGUCCAGUUUCAGUGCUCCUCAGAUAGCACCAAUGGCACUGGGGUACAAGGAGGGCAGAUUCCUGAACUUAUAUUCUAUGCUUGAAAACUCACUUCCCCAAGCAGUGUGAGCUCUGAGGUGUACAUCUGGUCCCUACUUGCUUGAUGCUUAGCUUAUCUGCAGAUAUGUGAUCAACGCAGGUAAUUUGUAAUGAAUGAAGCAGUAGGCAGUUUCUAAUUUCUUUCAACCUUUUAAUUAUGUACAGGCAAAAAUGCAGCAUUCCGCUUUUAACUAUAUGCUUAGAAGAGCCAAGUUCGUAUAAAGGCUUUGUGAUUUUUUAGAGUUGUGUCUAUAUAGCUGGGGAGAUUUUUUGCUCUCCAGGUGUCCCACCAACCUCCCAGUUUUGUCCCUCCGAAGGUAAUUUUGAAUCACCCUGAAUUCCCUUUUGGACUUUAUUUGAUAAAUAGAAACAAAUAGUCUAAAAUAAUAAGAGUUAUUUUUGAACAGAAUCCCUCUACCCCCAAAAAAGCAGAUAAACCUCAGUGUACAAUUUUGAAAGAAGUUUUGCUUUGUAAUAAGUAAUAAUGUAGAAGGUAGACAUUAGUCAUGUUUGGCUCUUAUUUUAUUCUUUUUAAAUUUGUCUUCUGGGAUAUUUUUUUUUCAAUCCUAAACUCAUAAGAGUGUUACAUAUUAAAUAAUUCAAAGUAUCAAUGUAAAAUAGGAAAAUAAGGAAUUGGGCAUUUGUUUAGGCCAUGACUUCUGCUAUAAACAGAUUUAUACUCUUUCAGUUUAGAAGAUGAAAUAUUGCAAUACAGAUAUUUCUUUUAGAAGUAACUAAAUUAUAAAAUUUUAUUAUCAAUUUUAAAAAGUUGCAGUCCUACUAAUUUAAAUUGAAAAGGAAACCCAAAAAUAGUCCUGUACUACAAAUAGCUUAAUUGAUUCCACAUUAGAAUAGUUUGAAAAAGCCAAACUUUUUUUCUCUACUUAGCCUUUGAUCCCUACUGUUUGCUUGUUUUUAUAAGUUGUACUGUAUAGAAUUGUAUUCCUUUAUUCCCUCUUAAAAGGACCAAACAAUUCUUUAUAUGAAUGGAGUAACAGUUAGUUUUGUAGCACUACAAGUUAAUGUGAUAUUUUUUUGUUUUGUUUUGUUUUGUCUGAAAUAUAUUUUACCUGAUCUACUUUGACCAUAUAUUCUUUUCUUUGUGAAUUAUAAUUCUGUCCUGUUCCUGGACUGCUAGAAUCUGGCCUCUGGCCAUCAUAAAGUGCCAACAUAUGCCUGCAGGGUUUUCAGAAAAUGGUCUGGAGCAACACAUUUGAUUAUACCUAAUAGUCACUGCAUCGGUGUAACAUCCAGCUUUCUUACUUGUCCACGGAUAAUGUAAACAAAGGAGGGAAAAGCUCAUUAGAAAGUUCUCCUUCACUGAUGGCUUACGUUGGUUUAGUGCCCGUGACCCUGGCAAUGUCCACUGUGUUCGCUUUCAGCUGAAGUAUCCAUGUGUUUCUGGGCAGCUUUUCUGCUCAGCGUGAUCCUGAGAUGGCUUCCCCCAUCACCCAGAGUGUGGUCCCUGGCCGCCUCCUUCUCCUGCUCUGCAAGCCCGAAACUGGCUUGUCUGGAGCCAGGGGUUAGUCCUGGGGUGUGUGUGUGCGCCACCGUGCGCAUGCAAGUGUGUUUGCCAACUCAGGAAUUGUCUCCUCCCUGCCUGGCUAGUGAGAGGUGGGACAGUAAUGGUCCUGCUGGCCCCAGCAAGGCCCAACGAGUGACUGCCCCUAUUUAUUCACUGUAUUUCUGGGCCACUUCCCCUGUAGACGUGGGCUUGCUGCCUUCAGCCGGCUUCCCUGAGGGAGGAAAACACUGGAUUAGGGGAAAUGUUUUAAUCGCUUUUGCCGUUACCUAUGUCUGUUAGCAUAGAUGAUCAAAAGCUGUUACUGGUGAUUACAGAUGAGAUGAGUACUCCCAGAGCAACUUUCCAAAAUUGUCUAAUGACUAUUCUUAUUAAGGAGAUUAUAGGUAGUAGUUUUGGCAAAGCUGAAAUCGAUGAAAUAAAGGUACAUUUUCAAAUUAAAAAAAAAUACUUAAAAGGCUUCUGUUUUUAAAUUAUGGUUAAACAUUUCAGUAACUCAUGGCUACCAUGCAAAUUGGUAGACCUGAUUAGAAGGCACUCCUUUUUAAGCCAGAGGGGACGAAACUUUAUUUACCUCUAAUUUUAUCCUAUCAUAUUGUUGAGGUGGGUGUGAGAGCCUUAGAGGGAAGAUUGUUCAUUCACCAACAUUCUCCUCAGUGCUCCUGUUAGCUAACUUCCUCCACGUGACUAGGGAACUGCUGGUGAAAGCCGCAUGAGAUCCUGUACACUGGGUAUACAAGAACUUAAUUUUAUGUUAAUUAGUAUUACUUAAAAAAAAAAAGACACACCAUCUAAUUGGCUGGUGCCUACAACUGAGGGCAAAAUUUGAAAAUUGUAUUUAGAAUAAGAAAUUUUACAUUUAAAAUCCUAUUCUCCCUUCUGCAUUUUUAGCAAAGUGGAAUGAGGUUAAUGUGCUUGCUUUAUUUUCUUUUGUCAUUUUGAAUUUUGUAGCUUUUAAAACUAGAAAGCAUUGUUCUAACAAGGCAGGCAGUUGUAAUGUAUAAACACAACUUUAUUAAACAGAAUAUGCUGUAGAUGCUUUUUCCAAUGUACCUGGCAGUCUUUGUCAUUGUUCCUACUGGGGAUAAAGGGGAACUAGGCUAGCAGUUCUAAUGUAACAUUCUUUAAGCAUAUCUUAAAAUAGUAUUUAAGUAAAUGGUCUAAUUUCUACAUAAUUGCACUGAACUGUCAUUUUUGUUUUUUAAGGUGUUUAAAUAAGCUCAGCUAAUUCAAGACACUGUGGCCGCUUGUGCGUCAGUGUGCUUGGAUUUAGUAGCUUACAACAUUAUUUAUGAAGGAAAAAUAUAUAAAUAUGAAGUACCUCAUGUUGAAUGUUAUUGUACUGUAUUUUUAAUGUAACAGUGCAGAUCUUGUUAGACACCUGAAUGUGUAUAAUCAUGUUAAAUGCAAAUAAAAUAAAACUAGUUCAUAGA
Messenger RNA from Microcebus murinus (gray mouse lemur), 9151 nucleotides. It is a transcript of the gene BTBD3, whose product is annotated as BTB domain containing 3. Gene Ontology annotation, cellular component: cytosol. The record is from RefSeq and is a predicted model, not a curated record. NCBI's taxonomy places the organism in Eukaryota, Metazoa, Chordata, Mammalia, Primates, Cheirogaleidae. Gene Ontology annotation, molecular function: protein binding. Gene Ontology annotation, biological process: neurogenesis; dendrite morphogenesis; cerebral cortex development.